GCCUCUGCGUUCUGGACCCACCUUCCCAGCUGCUCAGAGUCCUUGUCCUGGGCAGCAUGGCCUCCUCCUGCACUUGACCUCUUUCCCYCUCCACUAUGCUCACUAAGUAUGUGCCAUAUUUCCAAAAUCCUCCCAGGUAAUAUGCAUGAAUUUUGGUCCUUAAUAGCUAAACUGCAUUCACAUGAACUGCGUUCUAUCACGUGUGUGGUGGGAUCUCCACAAAUGUUUUUCAGGUGGAUAGAGACCAGAUAGUUGAACAUCAGUGUGUAACAUCUGUCCUGUGUCUUUCAAAAUCAUUAUUCUAAUUCAUGUUAAUCAUUUAGUUUACUCAUUUAUCAUUCUGGUUAAUGGUUUUUCAAAAAAUCAUUUCCACAGUGGGAUCUAGAAAUAUUUUCUUUUGAAAYGGAAGAUGUGUAAAACCCAAAGCGAGAAACAGUUAAGGUACUAGAACUGUAACAACCAGGGGCCCAGUACCGGGUCCUGUAGCCUUUAGGGUAAUUCACUUUGAGGCCAGAGGUUGCUUCUUGAGCCUGGACGGUCUUGGGAUCUGAGCUGGGAGGUUUGGUCCUGUUUGAAUGGGAGAUCUCUAACAGAGACUGCACUCUGCUAACCCCAGAGACAUGAUYUCUGAAUAGACACCUUGGUCGAGACGUGUAGAUCACUUGAUUUUUAGGAAUUACUGUGGACGAAGAGGAGCAUUAAUCUCUCCGGUUGAAUGAUUCCAUUUUGACGUGACCUGGCAGGCUGAGUCUUCAGAGCCAGAUGGGGUUUCGCCCAGGAGCCAAGACUGAGUAAUGUGAGGAGGGGAAGGAGGAACAACGACCUUGCUCUGUCACCAAGGGACCUGUCUUGAAGUGCGCAGCCGCUCCUGCACACCCAGUGGAGUGGGACGGGAAGCCACUGAUGGAGACUCCUCCCUCCCAGGGUCCAGGCUCGCCCUCGGGCUGGAGGGAAUCCGGGGCGGGGCKGGGCGGGCCACAGACCCAACCCAAACCAGGCUCCACCCCUCUGUGCGGGCGCCUCAGACUGAAGUUGGAGGCCAGUCUGGCAGAGCUGGCUCACGCCAUCCGCCUGCUCCUGGAAUACACAGACUCAAGCUAUGAGGAGAAGAGAUACACCAUGGGGGACGCUCCCGACUAUGACAGAAGCCAGUGGCUGAGUGACAAAUUCAAGCUGAGCCUGGACUUUCCCAAUCUGCCCUACUUGAUUGAUGGGCCUCACAGGAUCACCCAGAGCAACGCCAUCCUGCGCUACMUUGCCCGCAAGCACAACCUGUGUGGGGAGACAGAAGAGGAGAAGACUCGUGUGGACAUUUUGGAGAACCAGGCUAUGGACUCUCGCAUGCAGCUUGGCAGGCUUUGCUACAACCCUGACUUUGAAAAACUGAAACCUGAGUUCUUAGAAGAUCUCCCUGAGAAGAUGAAGCUUUACUCACAGUUCCUAGGGAAGCACCCAUGGUUUGCAGGGGACAAGAUCACCUUUGUGGAUUUCCUCGUUUAUGAUGUCCUUGAUGUACACCGUCUGUUUGAACCCAAGUGCCUUGAUGCAUUCCCAAACCUGAAGGACUUCAUGUCCCGCUUUGAGGGCCUGAGGAAGAUCUCUGACUACAUGAAGUCCAGCCGCUUCCUCUCCAGGCCUAUUUUUGCAAAGAUGGCCCUUUGGAAUAAAAAAUAGUAAACUGUCAUGCCAAGGUUAAAUGGGGAUCCAAGGUUGCCCCUGCUGUUCUGGGCCCGGGGCACAACUAACUCUCAGCACCCUGGCAUCUGUCUUCUCAUUCCCUUCUUCUUUCUACAACCUUCUCCUCUGCAAGGCCUCAUUGCCUUCCUUUUCUCCUAAUCAACCCCUUGUCUAGUAAAUCCACUGUACGUUACAGCUCCCCUUCCUUAUCCCUAUCCUAAAUCCAACCAGACAGUCCUCAGCUCUGCUUGGAGGAGCAUGACUGAGUCCAUGCUCCCCUGCACUGCCCCAACUCCASUACUACCUGGUGAGCUGGCUCUGGUCCCCAGCAUGGCAGCUGCCCAGCCCUGUCUGACCCCAAUAAAGU
Urocitellus parryii (Arctic ground squirrel) is the source of this 2044-nucleotide messenger RNA. Its product is annotated as glutathione S-transferase Mu 2. Gene Ontology annotation, molecular function: glutathione transferase activity. The record is from RefSeq and is a predicted model, not a curated record. Gene Ontology annotation, biological process: glutathione metabolic process. NCBI's taxonomy places the organism in Eukaryota, Metazoa, Chordata, Mammalia, Rodentia, Sciuridae.